Messenger RNA from Anneissia japonica, 3318 nucleotides. RefSeq names its product leucine-rich repeat and guanylate kinase domain-containing protein-like. The transcript is spliced from 19 exons. NCBI's taxonomy places the organism in Eukaryota, Metazoa, Echinodermata, Crinoidea, Comatulida, Comatulidae. Gene Ontology annotation, cellular component: cytosol. The record is from RefSeq and is a predicted model, not a curated record. The coding region runs from base 27 to 2885 and encodes 952 amino acids. Gene Ontology annotation, molecular function: GMP kinase activity; protein binding.
UCCUAGCACAAUAACAACACACCACCAUGGCGGCGGACAUGGGAUUAGCAAUGCCAAUGAGUACAGAACUUUCGUUUAGUCCCUUUCAAGAGUCGUGUCAUGAAACUAAUAUCCUAUCACUAGGAAGUGCAAACUAUGUUGAUUCGACGUCUCCAUUGUCCAAUGAAAUAUAUAAUGCAGAAAAGCAAAGCCAAGUAUUUGAAAAUUCAGGUUCCGAAGACGACGAGCUCUCACCAAAUGGUAUCCUGGAUGAAGAAACAGUAGCAUUUGGUCUUUCAAAUUUAGGCCGUUCAUCAGAUGGAUCUCAGCUUGUUUAUCUGCAUCUAACAUUGCCAGGUUAUAAUCUGGUAGAUAUUUCAAGAUUGCAAGAGUUUGUUCAUGUCCAAAAGGUUGAAAUUCCAUACAAUAAAGUAUCGGACUUAAGUGUGUUGUCCUACAUGCCUUAUUUGAUAGAACUAGAUGCUUCUCAUAAUGAAAUUAAAACAAUGCUGGACUUUAAGCCACCACAAAAUCUACAGGAGGUUGAUUUGUCAUAUAAUCAAAUUGAAAUAAUGGAAAAUUUAUCUUCCCACCAUGCACUCACCAAGUUGAUUGUUGACAACAAUCAGAUUAGUAAGAUUGAUGGCUUAUCAAAGUGUGUUCGUCUUAACCAUCUUAGCCUUGCUCACAACAAUAUCAGCGAACUUGAAAACAUGCAAGGACUACCACUUAAGUAUCUCAAUUUGAGUGGAAAUAAACUGUGCAUGAUUAAGAACAUUGGCAACCUGAAAUGGCUUCAGAACAUCAACCUGUCAGGCAAUCAGAUAUCCAGCUUAAGUGGGCUUGAGGGUCAUGAACUCUUAGAGGUCAUUGACCUUGAGGAUAACAAUAUACCUUUCAUUAACGAUAUCAAGUUCAUCGAGGAUCUGAAAUUGUUACGGAUAUUGAAUCUAAUGCGAAACCCCAUUCAGAGUAUGGCAGACUAUCGGCUGUCAUUACUAUUCAGAUUGCCACAAAUCUCUGAGUUGGAUAGAAGACGAGCAGAAGCUGAUGAAAAAAUUGCAGCCAUCAACUUAUUCAGCCCACCAGCGGAUGUAGUCGCAGCGCAUGAUCAUCGUAAAUGUAUGGUUUACUCAUUUCUCAAGCCAGCUAAAGUGUUAGCCAGCACGCUACCGACAACAGACCAGCCUUAUCCCAUCCUCAUACUUGUAGGUCCUGUUGGCUCUGGCAAACGAGAGCUUGCUCAGAAAUUAGUUGUGGACUUCCCGGAGUAUUUUGGCUAUGGGGUUCCACAUUCCACCCGUGCUCCACAGAAUGGUGAGCUUGAGAGCUGUGAUUUCAGGUUUGUGACACCAGAACAGUUUACAAAAAAUCUUAAACAGGGAAACUUUAUACUAACAUACCAACAAUCUGGUCACUGCUUUGGUUUGACAAUAGAUGCUAUUGAGGAUGUUGCCAAGGAAGGUCUAGCCUGCAUCACACACAUGGAGCUGGAGGGCGUUUUAUCAAUGAAACUGACAUAUUUUGAGCCACGCUAUGUUCUCCUGCUUCCCUUGGACAAGGACGCUCACAAGAAGAGGCUGGAGGAACGUGGAGGCUUCAGUGCUCUCCAAAUUGAGUCGGCGAUCACACGCGAUGACUUAUAUCAGGAUAUGAAUGACCAGAAGCCAGGAUUUUUUGAUGUUACAAUUGAUAGUAGCAACUUGAAGGAUGCUUAUCGCCAGCUAAAAAAACUGUUGUUAGAAUACCUUGGCAUAGAGGAUUUCAACGAUGACUUCGACACUGAUAGCUUCAUUCAGGAAAUAUCCGAUGGGUCUGCUUCUACCUCGGAAAAUUCAAACUCAAGGUGUUAUACCUCCAUGGUUGAGGUUAAGUUCAUUAUAUCUGUUUUUGCCACGAAAGGCGUUUUAUCAAUGAAACUGACAUAUUUUGAGCCACGCUAUGUUCUCCUGCUUCCCUUGGACAAGGACGCUCACAAGAAGAGGCUGGAGGAACGUGGAGGCUUCAGUGCUCUCCAAAUUGAGUCGGCGAUCACACGCGAUGACUUAUAUCAGGAUAUGAAUGACCAGAAGCCAGGAUUUUUUGAUGUUACAAUUGAUAGUAGCAACUUGAAGGAUGCUUAUCGCCAGCUAAAAAAACUGUUGUUAGAAUACCUUGGCAUAGAGGAUUUCAACGAUGACUUCGACACUGAUAGCUUCAUUCAGGAAAUAUCCGAUGGCUCUGCUUCUACCUCGGAAAAUUCAAACUCAAGAAUGCAGUCCCAACCUCAGUCAAUGGGCAAACCUGACAACACUAUGAACUCCGAACCUGGGAUUCGAACAUGGUCUCGUAAUGCAUCACAAGAAGGAUCUCAUAAAGUCUCUCCAAGCAUCCGCAAAAAAAUGGAACCUUCCAAAAGUUUGGUGGAGCAAGCAUCAUACGAGCGGCGCAAAAGUGCUGCUAUUGCCACUGCAGCUUGCGGAUCUGUCCCAAGUCCAAUCGAACAGCUUAACAGACUUCCAAAAACAGCUCCACCAUCAUUGCAGCAGGAUGUAUUGAAUGGUUAUUCAAAGUCAGACUCAUUGUCUCAAGAUUUCGCAAGGGCUAGCAGCCCAGACUCCAGUGAAGACGAUGCUCGCAGCAAUUCAAAUCUUUCAAAUCUUUCUGAGGCUAGAGGAUUUUCUGCUGUACAAUCUCCACUAGGGUCGCAGGUAUCAAUACAAUCUGCUGGCACAGACCGGCUGAGGAAGUCGGUGUUAAGCAAUUCACCACUAAAUCUGAUUGAGCAGUUGUCUCGAAGUCACAGCCCUACCUCUGGAGGGUCAAGACCAGGUAGUGGUGGAUCUAGGCCUGGCAGUGGAAGACCAGGCUCCGAAAAGAAAGCAGUUCUUCCACCAAUCACUGAUAAAAGCCAACCAGAAUAUUAAACAUAACCAUAACUGUAAAGUUUACUUUUUUUUUUGUACAUAAUAUAUUUAUUAUAAAGUUUUACUUGAUGAAUACAGGAUGUGAAAAUAAAAAUUAAAUCUCAUUAAAAACACCUAUUGGUGCUUCCCUUUUAAAAUUUAAUGUUUUAAAUAUAUCUAGAAAAUUCAAGAAUUUGUUAUAUAACUUUUUGGAUCACCAUAUCACAACUAGAAAACUGAGAAAAAAAACCGAGCAGAGCAAUCUUACAUAAAUUAAUGAGUUCAUAUUUAAUGUGUUUUAGGAACACUGCUAAUACACCUCACACUUGUAAACUACAAUGAAAUUGCAACCAACAAAAAAUAUUUUUUCUCUUUUAUUGCUUUUCAAGUGCUCACAGCAUGGAAUGAUAAGGUGUGGUUUGACAUUUUAAAUAAAUGUAUUUCUAAUGAGAGA